Pyricularia grisea is the source of this 925-nucleotide messenger RNA. RefSeq lists its product as uncharacterized. Bases 140 to 925 code for a protein of 261 amino acids. The transcript has 5 exons. The record is from RefSeq and is a predicted model, not a curated record. Lineage: Eukaryota; Fungi; Ascomycota; Sordariomycetes; Magnaporthales; Pyriculariaceae.
CCUCCCCGUCAUCCUUCUGGAGCUCGUUCUUGCCAUUCACGGGUGCCGACAAAUUCUGUUACAUCACUUCUUAAUCCACACUCUGUCCCUCCUUCAUCCCCAACCCAGAAGAAAGAACAAAAAAAAAAGAAAAAAAACAAUGCUCACCAGCAAAACUCUCCUCCUCGCCCUCGCCACCCGCUUGUCCUCGGCAGCCGUGCUGUGGGACGGGCGGUUCAACGACAUGAGCUCGGCGCAGGACCUGAACAAGUGGUCGUGGGCCAACCAGGUCGGGCCGUAUCAGUACUACAUCCACGGCAGCGGCAGCGUGGACAAGUACAUCAGCCUGUCGCCGGCCUAUAGGAACCCAAACGACACGGCCAGCGCGCAGGGGUCCCGCUUCACCCUCGAUGGCACCGCCUUCUGGAACGGCCAGAACAUGCGCCGCACCGAGCUCAUCCCCCAGACCUCGGCGGCCAUUGCGAGCGGCAAGGUGUUUUACCACUUUAGCAUGAUGCGCAGGAACAUCAACGCGCCGAGCCCGAAUCGGGAGCAUCAGAUUAACUUUUUCGAAAGUCACUUCACCGAGAUGAAGUAUGGCUGGAUUUCGGGCGAGCAAGGCACAAGCAACACGAACCUGCAGUGGAUGGUCAGCCAGAGAUCACUUUGGAAGACCGAGUGGAAGCUUGACGUGUGGCACAACGUGGCCUACGAGAUUGACUUUGGUGCAAAGACAGUCGGCUUUUGGCACUCCGAAGGAGGUGCACCCCUCGAGAGGAAAGUUGCUCCAGUCAGUGCAUCUACCUCCUCCAACGGGGCCGACUGGCACCUGGGCGUCCUCGAGCUUCCACGUCAAGGUUACAGUGAUACCAAUGAGGACUUUUACUUCUCGGGUGUUUACAUCGAGUCCGGCUCCAUCACCACCUCUGUAACCGGCCCCAAGUGA